AUGGAAUCGCGGAAAGAAAGGCAAUUUGAUGCCGAUGCACAACCCACUGGUUUUGAUGAUCCAUCACUGGGGCCUGUUGCUGUGUCUACGUCGCCACCCAUAACAUCUAAUGAUCCUGAGAAUGACGAUAAUCGUGUUGAACCAUCCGCUAUUAUUCGUGGAGAUCCUAUGCGGUUUGCUGUAGGAGCUGUAUUCUGUAUUAUUUCCUUAUCAAAUGGUAUGCAAUGGAUUACAUUUUCUGCCAUUGUAGAAGAAGUACGUGUAUACUUUAAUAUGACAGCGAUACAAGUAAAUUAUCUUACUACUACAUACGUGAUUGCUUAUGUUGCUGCCGUAUUUCUGAGUUGUAAACUGUAUGAAAUAACUGGAUUAAGAGUUGGAAUCCUUAUCGCUGCAUUGACGAAUGCUAUUGGAACAGUACUUAAGAUUAUUGCUCUUUAUUUUUGGCCCAAUAUGAUUUUACUCUAUAUCGCACAGGUAUUUAACUCUAUUACAGAAAUUCUCACUAUUGCUACUCCGCCUCUUGUAGCGAAUAGAUGGUUUCCAGAAAGUGAACGUAUGGUGGCUAAUACUGUACUAAGUAGUGCUCUUAAUUUUGGAUGUGCUAUUGGUGUUUUAUUACCUACAUUCUUUGUUACUCCAGAAAAACAGGAAAAACAUCAUUUUGGAAAUCUUUUCUGGUUUCAAUUCGGUUUAUGUGGAGGAAUAUUUGUACUUGCCAUUUUUCUUGUUCCAGCACGUCCACGUUAUAUGGUUAGCUAUGCGGCAGCAAGACAACAAAAAAAAGAAGAAAAAAGAAUUCAGGCUCUUCGUGGUAUGUUUCAACACCAUGGAACGGAAAAUGGAUUACAUAAUGAGGAAGAACCAGGUAAUAUAAGGGAAACGGAAACAGAAACGAGGAGAGAAGAAAAUUACGAUGAAAAUGAAGAACCAGAAGCACCUCCUACUAAUGUUUUCUCUACUGUAUUGGAUGCUCUUCGUAUGUUGCGUUCUAAUCCUUCAUUUGGUUUUCUUAUGAUUGCCAGUGCAGCAGAACUUGGUCUUAUUUGGGCUGUUGCCACAGUACUCCCACAGUGUUUAAGUCCAUUUGGUGUAUCUGAAGUAGAAAGUGGUUGGAUUGGAUUUAUGAAUCUUUUCGCUGGAACUAUUGUAGCACCUUUUAUUAUGCCCUUUGUAGAACGUAAACGUCGAUACAAGACUGUACUUCUCUCUAUAGCGAUGAUAUUAACUAUUAAUAUGUCUAUUCUUACACUCUGUCUUGCCUAUGGUCCUCCCAUUCAUGAAAAUCGUACCUAUUACGUUGUUGUCACGUUCUUAUUUUGGGGAGGAGUAGCGGGAUUGUGUCAAAACUUCAUGAUGCCACUUAUGUUUGAGUUUGUUAUUGAACUCACAUUCCCAAUGUCGGAGUCUACGAGCGCGCCAGUACUCACGUGGUCUGCGUGUCUCACCAAUCUCAUUCUCACGAUUGUCUUUGGUGCUGUUCUUGGCAAUUCCCCCUCGCAGGGCGAUGCGCUGAAUGUUUUUGUUGGGGCCACCGUCGUGUGUUUUAUCGGCGGCCUCGCGCUGCUCGCGGUGUUUCCGUACAGGCGGCGGCAGGAGUACGAGUUGCUCAUGCGGGAACGGGAUGAUGCGCGACUGCUGCCGGUGCAGCACGGAGAGGGUGAGGAAGAGGAAAGAGAAGGAGUACGGCAUGAAAAUGUGAAGGAAAAGUCAAAAUAA
Messenger RNA from Trypanosoma theileri, 1719 nucleotides. RefSeq names its product MFS transporter. Bases 1 to 1719 code for a protein of 572 amino acids. Gene Ontology annotation, molecular function: transmembrane transporter activity. The record is from RefSeq and is a predicted model, not a curated record. Lineage: Eukaryota; Euglenozoa; Kinetoplastea; Trypanosomatida; Trypanosomatidae. Gene Ontology annotation, cellular component: membrane. The transcript has a single exon. Gene Ontology annotation, biological process: transmembrane transport.